AUGUUGUACGAUAUCACCUCCACUCUAAAAAACUGGCAAAAGCAGAGGCGACUUUCGAAAUUCUACCGAACUCAAAAUGCACUGUUGGAAGGUCACAAAGAAGAUAUGCAAAUGAUAACCGAUGAGGAGAGUAAUGAAGCUGCAGAAGAAGAGAAAAGAACUGCAAUGUGGGAUACCAGAAUCACUACUAUGACAAUUGCUCUGAAUAUUGCACUGAUUUUUGCCAAGAGUGUUGCAGCCUACUUCUCAGGAUCAUUGGCUAUUCUCGCUUCCGUUGUUGAUAGUUUCAUGGAUAUCACUUCUGGAAUUGUGGUUUGGUAUGCCUGUUACAAAAUCGAAAGAAUGAAUAGAGAACACUAUCCAGUUGGAAUGAAAAAACUUGAACCUCUUACUGUAGUCAUUGUUGGAAUGAUUAUGCUAUUCGCCAACUUUAUUGUCCUAGAAAAAGCUGUAGUACAAACAAUAGAAGACCGUUUGGAUCCCAGAGUAGAUUUAAUGACUGUCAUUAUACUUUGCACUGGAACUGGCAUCAAAUUCGUUCUAUUCUUGAUAUGCAGAGUUCGCAAGUCAUCGGCAUGUCUUGUGCUCGCCAUAGAUCAGCGCAAUGAUUGCUUAACAAAUGUUGUUGCACUUCUUGGAGCCUGGGUUGGCCAGAACUAUUGGAAGUAUGCAGAUCCACUUGGUGCCUUCCUUGUUUCUGGAUUCAUUAUUAUUACUUGGUUCUUGACUAUUCGGGAGCACAUUCCAUAUUUGAUUGGACGCCGUGCUGACCAGGAAUUCAUCAACAGAAUUACAAAUAUCUCCAUCAACCACGACCAACGCAUCAAAGCGUUGGACACUGUUCAUGUUUACCACUUUGGAGAGAAAUUCCUUGUAGAAGUGCAUGCAGUUUUCGAAGAACCAGCAUCACUUCAAAUGGCGCACGAUGUGGCCGAGAGUUUGCAAGUCAAGUUGGAGAAGCUUCCAUAUGUUGAGCGUGCCUUCGUUCAUUGUGAUUACAAAUUUGACGGGGAUGAACAUGUCUGA
Molecule: messenger RNA, 1026 nt
Organism: Caenorhabditis remanei
Lineage: Eukaryota; Metazoa; Nematoda; Chromadorea; Rhabditida; Rhabditidae
Exons: 5
Coding region: 1-1026 (341 amino acids)
Biological process (GO): transmembrane transport; monoatomic cation transport
Cellular component (GO): membrane
Molecular function (GO): monoatomic cation transmembrane transporter activity
Source: RefSeq, a predicted model, not a curated record